AUGAAGAUUCAAGCUUUCCUGAUUAUUGCUGUUGUAACAGCUGUUGAAACUUCUUUUACAAUCUUUCUAGCCCUGCUGCCUCUAGUAAACUGCGCUCCAGCAGAAAACGCUACGGAGGAAGAGGACCGAUCUUGUACGAAAAGGGACAAGGACGCCGAAAACCCGAGCACACCCGUACCAGGCUGCAAUUACUAUUGCGAACCUGAAAAAGGAAGCAACAACUAUGUAGAAAAGUACUAUAAGGAUGGUACGCCAUGCCAGUACAACACUCAGCUGACAAGCAAGUGCAAAGACAAAACAUGCUAUCAUCCAGAGGACCCUAUAUAUAAGAAGGAUAAGGAAAAUAAGAAUCCAGAAAACAAAGAGGAAAAGCAAAAGGAAGAGGAGAAAACUAAAGAGGACAAGAAUGAAGACGGACAAAAGGAAGACGAGACAACCAAAGAGGAUGAAAAUGAAGAGGAACAAACGGAAGAGACAAUUAAAGAGGAUAAAAAUAAAGAGGAGCAAAACGAAGGCGGGCCAAAGGAGGAGGAGAAUAAGGAGGAGGAAGAAGGAAAGGAAGGAAAUGAGGGGGAAAGCGAAGGUAAAGGAGAAGAAGGGACAGAAGAAGGGAAAGAAAAAGAGAACGAUAAAACUACUGAAGAGGAAAGUGAUACAGGCACAGAGGCAACUUAAGAAACCAGAAGGAAGUCAAGCGCA
Ixodes scapularis (black-legged tick) is the source of this 699-nucleotide messenger RNA. Its product is annotated as cilia- and flagella-associated protein 251-like. The transcript is spliced from 4 exons. NCBI's taxonomy places the organism in Eukaryota, Metazoa, Arthropoda, Arachnida, Ixodida, Ixodidae. Bases 1 to 675 code for a protein of 224 amino acids. The record is from RefSeq and is a predicted model, not a curated record.